Molecule: messenger RNA, 1075 nt
Organism: Opisthorchis viverrini
Lineage: Eukaryota; Metazoa; Platyhelminthes; Trematoda; Opisthorchiida; Opisthorchiidae
Exons: 7
Coding region: 11-814 (267 amino acids)
Biological process (GO): vacuolar protein processing
Molecular function (GO): cysteine-type endopeptidase activity
Source: RefSeq, a predicted model, not a curated record
CCGGGAUACGAUGCGUCAUUGUUCGCUUCUUGUUGAGUUCUUGUUCUGCAUAGACUAUCUCGCAUGUUUGGAAGCCGUGGGUGUCCACAAUUGGUCAUCCUUAUGUAACAACAAGCCGUCAAAGAACUGGGUAGUCCUUGUCGCCGGUUCCAACACCUGGGAAAAUUAUCAACACCAAGCGGACGUUUUCCACGCGUAUCAAGUCGUGCGUAAAAACAAAGUUCCACCGGAGAAUAUAAUUACCUUCGCCUACGACGAUAUUGCGAACAAUCCCAAGUGCCUAGCUGCCAUGUUACACGAAGGUCGCACGAAUGCUGGGGUACUGCCAGGUUUCUCAAGCCUAGACAGAAGAGGUUGGGAGGCAAAGGUAGGGUUAGAACCACGGAACUCCCGAAAUCCGUUUAAAGGUAAAGUGUUCCAUGACUACGAGCACGAAGAUGUCUACAUGGGUGUGGUAAUUGACUACCGUGGAAAAGAUGUCAAACGGGAUAUUUUCUUAGAUGUAUUAAAAGGUGAUAAGAAACUUGAGAAAACAGGGAAGAAGGUGCUGAAAAGCGGUCGUGAUGACAACGUGUUCAUCUUCUACUCUGGGCAUGGUGGGAUUUCACUUAUUACCUUCCUAGAAGAAGAUCUCUAUGCGACGGAGUUGAACGAUACCCUCGCCUACAUGUAUUCAAAAAAAAAGUACAACAAAUUGGUGCUGUACGUGGAUGCUUGCUAUUCCGGUUCGAUGUUUGAAGAUGUUCUUCCUACAAACAUGGGAAGUAAGUGGCGUAAAAAUUGUUUUCGCUGGCUCUGGUGUAGAUCCUGUUAAAUAGCAUCCAGAAUGUCACUCACGUAUGUUUAGAAUACUGCACUUACCAGUACAACAAAACGAAGUUUCAAGCUUGGUUCAUCCUUGUUCGAUUCUUGUAUGGAAGUAGACCCUGACUCUACAUAAGAAGCGUUUAACCGGGGAUAGCACAAAGUCCCCUCUUCAUCGACUAAUGUCGUUCCUGCUGCUGAACUAGUUUCAGAUGGGUGGAGGAAGUCAUAAUGCAACCUGUAUAGCACCUGUGAAAUUUUGGUGUCCCUG